This is a messenger RNA of Heterobilharzia americana, 1074 nucleotides long. NCBI's taxonomy places the organism in Eukaryota, Metazoa, Platyhelminthes, Trematoda, Strigeidida, Schistosomatidae. The record is from the annotation of a GenBank genome assembly.
AUGGCAAUUGUUGCCAAGUUUCAGGGUCAUGACCUUGUUGGCUCAGUUUAUCAGACGAUUCUUGACGUUUCUUCUAAAAGUUGGGUCAAGUGUGCUAGUCUUGUUUUCUUGACAUGCCAAACUUCUUGUCUGAUUCUGUUAAUGCGUUUUUCACGUACACGCCAAAGCUCUGAAUUAUACUUCGUUUCGACGGUCGUUGUAUGUAGCGAAUUUCUGAAGCUCCUACUAUCGGCGGUUUUAGUGUUACUUCAAGAAGGUAAUAUUCAACGUGGUCUUUCAUUGAUUUACAAUCAGAUUAUUGUCCAGUAUAAAGAUGCAGCUCAAAUUCUUAUUCCUUCAACUCUGUAUGUGGUCCAGAAUAAUUUACUUUAUUUCGCUAUUUCACGAUUAAAUGCUGUUUUAUAUCAAAUACUUUAUCAGACUAAAAUUUUCACUACGGCCUUAUUUAUGAUACUACUGUUGAAUCAACGUUUGCGUUCGAUUCAGUGGUUCGCUCUCGUAUUACUCAGUGCAGGCAUCGUGUUAACACAAUUGCCUUCAUCGAAUGACUCAAAACCAAAUGGUGAAUUAUCUUCCAGUUUAUAUGGGUUCGGAGCUAUUUUACUGGCUUCAGUCACCAGUGGAUUUGCUGGAGUUUACCUUGAAAGAGUGUUUAAGGGGACACCAACUUCUAUAUGGAUGCGAAAUCUCCAGUUAGCUCUUUUUGGUGUACCAAUUGGUCUUCUUGGCGUUUUUAUCAAUGAUGCCUCUAAGAUCAACUUGGAAGGAUUUUUCUACGGUUAUACACCCAUUGUUUGGAUUGUUGUUCUCCUUCAAGCAUUCGGUGGACUGGCGAUAGCAUUCGUGAUGAAAUAUGCGGACAAUAUUUUGAAAAGCUUUUCUAUGGGUCUAUCUGUUAUUUUAUCAACGUUUGUAUCUUAUUUUAUCUUUGAUGACUUCACACCAAACAGGUAUUUAUUCAUUGGAUCUACAUUAGUAAUUAGUGCAACAGUACUUUAUGGUCUUCCAGCCAAUCGUUGUAGCUCAGUGUCUGCGACGAGCUCAGAUGCAAAGUUGAACUUCAAUGAAUGCUAG